Messenger RNA from Aureobasidium subglaciale EXF-2481, 429 nucleotides. RefSeq lists its product as uncharacterized. The transcript is spliced from 2 exons. Gene Ontology annotation, cellular component: mitochondrial crista junction; MICOS complex. Lineage: Eukaryota; Fungi; Ascomycota; Dothideomycetes; Dothideales; Saccotheciaceae. Gene Ontology annotation, biological process: cristae formation. The record is from RefSeq and is a predicted model, not a curated record. The coding region runs from base 1 to 429 and encodes 142 amino acids.
AUGGGCUUCACGGCUGGUUUCUUUGGCGGCAUUGCCCUGACGACCUCUCUCUUCUACAUCUCAUUGAACCUCCACGAGCGAAACCGUCUAUACCAAUCUCACCUACUACGCCAACAAUCAAAUGUCUUGCGAAACAUCACAGAUCCUCAACCUCGGGAGCCUCCGCACACUGCCCGUCAUGUUGUCCCUGGACUUGCAGAUCGUCUGAAGUACCGCUGGAACACCGAGCUGGAAGGUGCCGUGAGAAACAUUCAACAUUUCAACUGGGAGCAAUGGAGGAAGAGUGCGGAAGACAAGGUCAGCAGUGUCUUUAGCAAGGGGCUGGGCAGUGCUGUUGAUGAAGCUGAGAAGAAGAUGCCUCGAGCAACCGAACAUGGAGGGCGGUUGGAUCAAGAGCCGAACCGCUACGGAAGACGUGGUCAUGUAUAG